Molecule: messenger RNA, 937 nt
Organism: Papaver somniferum (opium poppy)
Lineage: Eukaryota; Viridiplantae; Streptophyta; Magnoliopsida; Ranunculales; Papaveraceae
Product: wall-associated receptor kinase-like 8
Exons: 1
Coding region: 1-852 (283 amino acids)
Biological process (GO): protein phosphorylation; cell surface receptor signaling pathway
Cellular component (GO): plasma membrane
Molecular function (GO): protein serine/threonine kinase activity; ATP binding; polysaccharide binding
Source: RefSeq, a predicted model, not a curated record
AUGUUUUCACGGAAGUUCUUAUUAAUCCAGACUCUCUCUUGCUGGUUACCGGUAGUAUCGUUAGUAGCUGCAUUUGGUGAGACAAAGCCAGGUUGUCAAGCCAGAUGCGGUAACAUUAGCAUUCCUUACCCGUUCGGUAUAACCGUUGGAGGUGAUGAUGAUAAUCGAGGAGCAGGAGGGUGCUCCAUUCAUGGAGUUGGGUAUGGCUAUAACGUUAACUGCAAUACUUCUUAUGACCCUCCCAAGGCCUUCAUCGGCAGAGGUAAGCUUGAAAUUUUAAGUAUAUCAGAAACUGAAAUUCGACAAAAGAGCGUGGACCAGACAGAGUUAAACACACUAGUAUUGGGGACCUUAGGAUAUCUGGAUCCAGAAUACUUCAACACAAGCCAACUGACAGAAAAAAGUGAUGUUUAUAGCUAUGGUGUAGUUCUAGUAGAACUCCUGACAGGAAAAAAACCCAUUUCUAUGGAGAGAUCAGAAGAACAAGGAAAUAUUGCUUCGUAUUUCCUUUCAUCGAUGGAAAAUACCAAUCUGUUCCCACUUCUUGAUGCUCGGGUAGUAAAUGAGGGGACGCCAGAACAAGUAGUUGAACUUGCCGAGCUUGCGAAGAAAUGCCUGAAUAUGAACGGUGAAGAAAGGCCUACCAUGAGACAAGUAACAACUGAGCUAGCGAGUUUUAGAAUGGCAGAGACACGUGCAUCGGCUAGCGAACCGAACCAUGUAAGAAGAACAGCAUUACCAACUGAGCCAGGUGACCUCUAUGCUGUCCCAGUUUACUCUUCCACUAAUGUUGAUUCUGGGCAAUAUAGUUUUGGUGCAGAUACGAUAGCCUCGAUGAACACCCCCAGGUGAUUAAGUAACUCAAUGAUCUUGAUUAACAACCCCAAAUUAUGUACUUUUCAGAACGAGUACAUGUCCUGUUAAGUAAACGUGUAGA